AUGGAGACGAACGUUGUUCAGAGGAGGCGACCACGGUCAACGGUGGUGACAGUCAACCUUGGCCAUGGGAUAUAUCCCAUUGAUUCCCGUCUUCUCAGCAUCAAGAUAGUGUUAAGUCCACGAGAUGCUAAGAAGUACCAGAUGUCUACCUCCAAUCACUUUGACGAGCUGCGCACAGCGCGCAAGGAGGGUGUUCAGCCCCUGCACCGAUCGGACACCUCGGACAAGAAGCCAGAUCGCUUCCACGAACUGCGAACCGCACGUCGGGAAGGUCAACCCCUGCCUCAGCCGAACACCUCGAAGAAAAGAGACGGCACAACGGAAGGGUCACAUGCAUACCCCGGAUCUCGGUACAGACGUCCGACUCCGCACCAGAUCGAGCACCACCGCCAAGAUGAUGUCGCCGAAGCCUACCCAAAGGGCGACAGCCCCUUGAUCGACGACCUGAGAAGGAGGAUCAGAUCCCCUCCCCCUCCCCGGACAACACCACAUCCUCGUGCUUCGGCGCGGCGCAUAACGAAGAAGACGGUACGAUGGGCAGAUCCUCUUGAACAGCCGACUCCGGAAAGGAUCAGAUCGGAAGAAAAGAGGAGGGACUUGGAGAAACCGAAGAGCGACGAGGAGAAGUGUCCGGAGGAAGGCCAGCCUUGUACUAUCCGCCGUUACAAACCCUCAAGCAUACCACGACCUAAGCGCCGCGGUUCAGGUGCUCAAAUCACCCAGCCAUCCUGUUCCGACCGUCGCCAAACCCCGAGCUUCACCAUCGAGUUGGUACUAGCGCCUCAAGCUGGCCAGUCUCCUCAACGCCCCUUAAGUCCCCUCAUCCCACAGGCAAUGCCGGCGCCAUUGCGAAUUUCGCCCCUCAAGUCGUCAACGCGCCGUACCGCAAACACCAUUCCCCCUUCUGUUUCCGCUCGAGGAUUCCAGGCCAAACCACCAACCAGGAGUUUUUCCUUCCAGGGCCAACCCGAGGUCACUACCCUCAGUCCAGGUCGUCGCCUCUCCCGCCAGAAACAUGCCCCCUCGACCGUCCAAGAGAAACUUUCCUCCUCUCAGCCUGCAACCACCUUUUUGAAGGAAAGGCCCAAGCGUCGAGGUACCGUCCGCCCACCCCAGUCCGAGACCAAGCCCGCUUCCGCCGCGGGCAAGACCGAGAGCAACACACCAUCGCUCUCCUCCUCCUCCUCCUCGACAUCUUCCUUCCACACUGCGAAGAGUUUCUGGAGUGAAGUCAGCGAUGACGAUAGCAAGAAUCGCCACUCUUCUCCUCUGAAGUCCUUGUCUCCCACCAAGCCAAGCCCAGCUGAUGUGACUGUCGAUCGUACUUCCAGUAGUUCAUCCAAGACUAUUGUUUCCAAGAUCCCGGGCCCCGGCUCGGCAUCAAGCUCCUCCUUCCAUGCCGCCAAGAAAUUUUGGGCUGGAAUAAGUAGCAGUAGCAGCUGUGGUGCCAUCGUUGAUGGUGCAGAGGAUGUGAAGAUCCCUUGUGGUCCCUCUGCUGCAGCUCACCGCGCGGAGGUGUGCAAGACUUCCAAGGUGGCGGAGUUGGCGCGGUACACGGUCAAUAGACCCGUGAUGGAGACUGCCCAAAACAGCAUUUCCAGGAUCCCCGUCUCGCGCUCCGAAAGUGCUUCCGCUGGUCGUAAUCAAGCCAAGUACAUGUCUAGGAUACCGGUAUCUUCUACACCGUCGUAUCAUGUAACAAACACUCAGCAGAGCCGAUAUACCCCCCUUCGUGCUGUUAGUGGCGUGGCUGCUUCCCGGUUCCAGUCCAGCUUGAAGUCUCCUGAUGGUGGUGGUUCGACCAUGAGCAGCUCUUCCAGCUCCUUAUCCUAUCAAACGGCACAAAGCCAUCCCAGCGUCGGCAGCGACAGUGCUAGCCGCAAGAUGAAGAGCGCAGCCAUCACUGCCUCCGAUCUUCCAAGCAACGACUCAGUCCCAGCUGAAUCUACACUCUCCAUCCAAGCGCAGCUGUGGCACGACGUACUGAAGCUCUGUACUUCUGGGCUGUCUUCUUGCCCGCCACUCUGCGACUGCAACGAUUGUAUCUGGUCCAGUCAAGAGGAAAUUGAUCGCUGCAGCAUGGUAGCGCACGUGGACGAUGGAGAGUGUCAUGAGCGGUAG
Molecule: messenger RNA, 2121 nt
Organism: Neurospora crassa OR74A
Lineage: Eukaryota; Fungi; Ascomycota; Sordariomycetes; Sordariales; Sordariaceae
Exons: 3
Coding region: 1-2121 (706 amino acids)
Source: RefSeq, a predicted model, not a curated record